AAGUGUCCGGACUGGAAGGGGGGUGAAAGUGUCCGGACUGGAAGGGGGGGAAAGUGUCCGCACUGGAAGGGGGGGAAAAGUGUCCGGCGCACUGGAAGGGGGGGAAAGUGUCCGCACUGGAAGGGGGGGAAAGUGUCCGGACUGGAAGGGGGGGAAAGUGUCCGGACUGGAAGGGGGGUGAAAGUGUCCGGACUGGAAGGGGGGGAAAGUGUCCGGACUGGAAGGGGGGGAAAGUGUCCUGGACUGGAAGGGGGUGAAAGUGUCUGGACUGGAAGGGGGGGAAAGUGUCUGGACUGGAAGUGG
Molecule: messenger RNA, 303 nt
Organism: Staurois parvus
Lineage: Eukaryota; Metazoa; Chordata; Amphibia; Anura; Ranidae
Source: the annotation of a GenBank genome assembly